This is a messenger RNA of Patella vulgata (common limpet), 5849 nucleotides long. Its product is annotated as inositol-trisphosphate 3-kinase homolog. Gene Ontology annotation, cellular component: nucleus; cytoplasm. Bases 251 to 1219 code for a protein of 322 amino acids. The record is from RefSeq and is a predicted model, not a curated record. The transcript is spliced from 11 exons. Gene Ontology annotation, biological process: inositol phosphate biosynthetic process. Gene Ontology annotation, molecular function: inositol-1,4,5-trisphosphate 3-kinase activity; inositol tetrakisphosphate kinase activity. Lineage: Eukaryota; Metazoa; Mollusca; Gastropoda; Patellidae.
UGGAAACUGGAGGCUAGUUUGUUAUCUUUAGAGCACUUCCGGGCUGAAAUUCGAUGGUUUGCAGACGAAAACAUUGAAGUCUUCAAUCUUCCAUUCGUUGCUGAUAAAUUGAAAGACACAGAACAGAUCGUCAGUGGAGUUUAAUACUUGUUGUAAGAGAGGAUACUGAUACAACAACUGUAGUAAGCUUGGUGUUGUUAUUUCAGAGUUUAAUACUUGUUGUAAGAGAUGAUAUAGAAAGAUUAUAAAGAUGUUGAGAAAAGAUGAUAUACAGAUGUCACAUCUGUUGUUUCCACCUCAGUAUGGGUAUUCACAGACACCAUUAGACAAAGGUGUCCCUUCAUGUACAUCAGAGGCUGUUCUUCAAAACAGGAAAAAUGCAUGGAUACAGCUUGCUGGUCAUAUGGGAUCAUUUUCACCAGCUGGUCCACAUACCAUCUGGAAGAAAAGGAUAUCGAAAGAGAAUUAUGAAAUGAAAGCCUACCAAGCUUUAAUGGAAUCUCCUGCUACUAGAGAUAUUAUACCAGAGUUCUUUUGUGAAGUAGAACAUAAUGGAGAAUAUUUUAUUGAGAUUGAAGAUUUACUAUAUCAUUUUAAAGAUCCUAAUAUAAUGGAUAUUAAAAUGGGUAAAAGAACAUUCCUUGAAUCUGAAGUUAGAAAUCCAGCUUUACGUAAAGAUCUGUAUGAGAAAAUGGUGAGUGUAGAUUGUAUGGCACCAACAGAUGAAGAAAGAAAACAGAAAGCCAUCACUAAAUUAAGAUACAUGCAGUUUCGAGAGGAAGAAAGUUCAACAUCAUCAUUAGGGUUUAGAAUUGAAGCCAUCAGAAAUUCAGGUGAAUCUCCAACAACUAGUCUUAAAAAGGUGAAAACUAGAAAUCAGGUUAUGAAUGUGAUAUCUAAAUUCCUAGAACGACAUCCUCAAUCUAUUCGUCAUAUUUUACAAAGAUUAAAAACAAUCCGAGUCAAGUUUGCUGAAUCAAACUUCUUUAAAAAUCACGAGAUUAUUGGUAGUUCUCUUCUUAUUAUGUAUGAUGAAGUGGGUCAUUCCGGUGUAUGGAUGAUAGAUUUUGCUAAAACAAUACCCGUAGAAAAUGGCAUGAUAUUACAUCAUAAUUUACCAUGGCAACUCGGUAAUAGGGAAGAUGGCUUUUUAUGUGGUUUAGAUAACUUAAUAAAAAUUUUUUCUGAAUUAAUCGAAGGACAGAAGACGAUAUCUUGAAGAAAAAAAGCAAAUUGUUCGAAGUUUCUGUUGUAUAAGCCAAAUAUUUUUAUAAAACUGUGUUCAAUAUGUGAAUACGAUUUAUUUUGCCAAUUUAUAUACACCUCAAAAGAGAUCAGUGACUUUAAUGAAAUCAACAAAGUGUGGUAUAAGUAGUUGUAUACAUCAAAAAUAUUAUAUGGAGACACAAUAAGAACAAAAAUAUUAUAUGGAGAUACAGAAAGAACAAAAAUCAUUCUUGAUUUUAAACCAAACCAAAUUAUAAAACCAUGGAGGAGAAUUUCAGGUGCAAUAAUAACUUUUGAGAGACAACAAUAUUGAGUGGACAAAAAUAUAACUUUCUUAUUCUCAAAUUUAUUUUCAGGAAAGACCCCUCAACAAACAAAACACCUUUAUGCUCUGAACAGGAUUAGAUUAUAAGAGCUUUAAAUACAGAUGUAACGUCAUCCUUUGAUGUUGGCGUAACAUUAUUUCAAAUAAUGUAUGGGUAACUUGCCAGUCGUACAUUAUUUAUACUAGGUGAUAUAUUGGACUCGCGUGACAUAUUUCAUUGCACAGCACGUGCGAGUGUCCGUAUUUUAAAUUGUUUUAUGGUCUUGAGUUUAAGACAUUGCGUAAUAUAUUGAAACAAGACUUGGGUUAACGCCCUCAUGCAGUAUCAAUAUAUUACUUAUCGUCUUGCUCUUGGCCAUUACACCUCAUUUAAUCUCAGUUAUAUCUCUGAAGGAGAGGGGAAAAUUACAAAAAAUGAUAGGCCAUUAGUUUGAAAUAUGGCCCUUCUCUGCUAAAAAAAACCCUUCAAAUAAAACCCAUUAAAAUGAUACCAUAUUGAUCGGGCAUAUAUUGAAUUUAUAUUGUAUUUUAUGAUUUUCUCUGUUAUUUUAUUUCAUAGCAAUAUUAUUAUAAUUUAUUUAUAACCCAUACUUCAAUAUUAUAAUUUAUUUAUAACCCAUACUUCAAUAUUAUAAUUUAUUUAUAACCAGUACUUCAAUAUUAUAAUUUAUUUAUAACCAGUACUUCAAUAUUGUAUAUAAUUUAAGUUACUGCUGAUUGUCUAGUAUUCCUCGAACUUGGAUCAGAUCUGUGAAUAAUCUGAUUUGUGGGUCACAUCUGUAGAUGCUGAAUAAUCUGAUUUGUGGAUCAGAUCUGCAGAUGGUCUGAUGUUGAUCACAUCCGUGGAUGGUCUGAUCUGGUCAGAUGACAUGAGGUUGAUCUGCUGAUCUGCCAUGGAUCAGAUCGUCUGAAUGAUCUGCCAUGGAUCAGAUCGUCUGAAUGAUCUGCCAUGGAUCAGAUUUUCUGAUGAAUUGAAAUAAAUCUUAUCUGUUGAUCACCUAGUGUGCAUUGAUGAUCAUGCAUGAUCUAGCAAGGAUCCAAUCUGCUGAUGAUCUGGUAUGGUACCAAGCUGAUUAUCUUAUAUGGUACAAAUCUACUGAUUAUCUUGCAUGAAUAAGAAUUUCAUGGGUUAGAUGAAGUAUUAAAGAAAAAUAAACUAUAACACAUACUUAUGAAAAAACAGUUACUAAUUUAUUUUAACUCUCUCAACGUGUUUGAAAACGUUGAGAGAAUACUCUUCAGAGCAUCUUCAAUAUAAAUCAAUAAUUGUUCUUCCAUGAGUAUAGUUUAUAGUUUAUUGCUCAAUCCAGUUACUAAAUGCCUCUAAAGUAUCAUUACUAAAGAAAUGGUAGAAUCCUGUAGAUCUGGGCCCUUACUCACGAAAACUUAAACUAAGUUACAACCGAAAUUUUAAGAAAUACUGCAACUUCAUUGGAUAUAUGCAAAUUGAUUUUACUGGUCAGCCAAUCAAAUUGCAGUAUUUCUUAAAACUUAGAUUGUAUCUUAGUUUAAGUUUUCGUGAAUAAGGGCCCAGUAUAAUAUAUACACAUUUCAGGGUAACCAAUAAUCAAUUGUUGAUAUUUUGUAUUAAAGAUAUUGUUGAGUAGUCUCAGUAAAUGUUUACAUUUAAUAGCUUUCCCAUCAUAAUACUCAAUAUUAAAUUCUAUUAAUGAUGAUUUACCUCGGACAAUAUUAAAAUUGUACUUUGAUUAUGUUAAAUAAAACUGAAAGAUUGGUUGUAUAAAUGAUUAUGCGUGUCCCUUGGAAAUCCAAUGAAAUAGAAUGGUAAAUAUAUGUAUAUGCAUUGUUGCAUGUAGUUAUUGUUUAAAGAUACAUUAUGUACGAUUUACAUAAAAGAGCUGUCUAUUCUUAUUAUAAUAGUUUAAAAAUAGAUAAUGAAAAAUGAAUAUAUUGAAAAUUUCGGUUGAAUUACUUUAUCUGAGCAAAGUUUUGAAGUUUUGACAAGAAAUAGUCUCAAUUGUCCAACAUCAUUGCCACAAUAAUAAACAAAGUCUCUGUUUUCUGUCCUUAAAUUGACAGUUUCUGGGAGUGAUGUCCAUAUAACUCCAAUCAAUAAUGUUCUAUAACCUAUGAUAAAAGCAAGGAACUAUUUAUUAGAAGUAUGCACGUUUCUGUUUCCUUUGAUUAGAGAUUUGUUUGUUGAGGUAUUUGUUGCUUCGUUUGUUUUAGAAAUAUGAUUUAGUUGAGAUAUUUUUUGCAAUUUUGUUUUAGAAAUAUGAUUUUAUUAGAGGUUUGUUUGCAAUUUUGUUAAAAAUGUGUUCUAUUUGGAGACUUGUUAAAGAUGUUUUUGAUUAGUUAAAUAUAUUUUUUCCAAUAAGGGAUAUAUAUAUUUAGAUUAGUGAUCUGUAUGAUAAAAAUUAUUGUUUAAAGUAACUGUGCAUGAUUUGCCUUUUUUGAAAAAUGUCAAAUUUCUGACGGCUUAGUCCUCAUUAAUAUGUACUCAGAUUGAUUAUUUAACAUUUAAUAAAGAAAACGGAAUCAAAAUAUCAACGCUAGAUAAUCUGCUGGCUUGGAAUCAAUUUAAUUAUAAACACGCCCAUCAAUUAGAUUUUGUGAAACAUCAAGAUAAUGGUGGGCUUAUUUACUUAGGUAGAAGUCUAGGUUGAUGGAAUUUCAGAACAACAAAUCUUUGUAUAUACUGAAAGGAAUUGAACCAUUUUUAAUCUGAUAUUAGCGAUUGAUCGUUUACAAUUCCUAUAUCACUCAAAUCACGCUCAGAGACUUUAAUUGAAGAUAUAUUUGAUAAAAGAUAUUGUUAUAUUAACGAUGUUUUAUUAGGAAUGUUCACAGUUUUGUCUUGUUGUAUGUCAUGUUUUUGAAAUCCAUAGUUUUUAGUUACAGUUUUUUUUUUAUGUUGAAAUAUUUAUCGUGUAAUUUUAUUGUUAUUUUGAAUAUUUGGAUGAUAUAGCAUGUAGGAAAACAUAUGUACAUUUUUUAAUAAAUUCUGGCUAAAUGAGACAUGCUGCAAUAUCACUACCAUGGAAGCAAACGUUAGACAACAGCACAGAAGAAGGAGACACAAUGUAGGCCCCUUAUUUUAGAUACAUGAAACAUGUACACAAAAUUUUUAAAACCCCAGUUUACAGCUAAUAUAUUUUUAAAAAAAUGACUAUUUUUGUUUCCCCAAUGGUGAAACUUAAUCAGAAAUGCACAAAAUUUGCUGUUUUUGGUUGCUAUGGAGUUUUACUAUUCUGUUUAGUCAUUUUUAAUGCAAACAAUCACAUAUGUAAAUUUCUAAGAAUUUUUUUGAUACAAGAUAACCGAUUAUAAAUAAUGGUUUCCAAAUUUUUAAGUGAGGUCCCUGAUUGUAUAGGGUCUUUAGGAGGCAGUUGAUUGAGUCACUCAUUUCACUUAUGACCACUUAUUCCAACUCGAGUGGUCUAAUGGGUUCGCCUUAGACCAAUAAUGUCUGUCAUUUGAGUCAUGUUUUCAAUCCCAAGCUUGUACAGGACAAGGCUCGAUUUCCUGCCACUACUAAAGAUCCCUACACACAUUCAUAUUAUUGAAAUAAAAUUUACCACAUGUUAGUCUACUAAUGACCUAGUUAUUCGGGUGGGAGUUAGUAUGAUUGGUUAACUUCAGUAGAUUAGAGUACAUCUUAUUAUGAAGGCAGCAGAAUAUAUCUAACCUUUUGUUAUUGUAUAUAAUUGAAUGAUUCCAUUAAUUGUCAGCUAUUUAUUAUUGAAAUUAAAACCAUUCUUAUAUAUAAUUGCAAUACUGGUACCACUUUAAGAUUGGGGUAAUGUGGUCUUUUUACAUCUAAGUGGUUGUACCACUUUAAAAUUGGGGUAAUGCGAUCUUAUUACAGCCUGGUAAGUGGGGGUACCACUUCAAAAUUGGUGUUAUGUGGUCUUAUGACAGCUCAGAGUAAGUGGUUGUACCACUUUAAGAUAAGAUACGGCUGUACUACAAGCCAAUUGUGUAAUGUGGUCUUAAUACUCGAUUGUCUUCCAUGCUCUAAUGUCAAUGUAGUUUAUUAACAGAUGCAUUGUGAAAUCAAUUCUACCAUAAUUUGUCUCUAAUGCAAAAAUCGGUGUAACAUAUGCCAUACAUGUAAAUCGUUGUAACAUAUGCCUGGGUUUGUCAUUGCCCUUUGGCAUAUAUCUAUAUAUUUUCCAUCUCCAUAUUCUGUGUAAUACCAUAUGUAAUUUGUUAAGGAAAUAAUGCUUGAUAAAAUGUUUUUUUUUUUAAAAAGAUAAAUAAAAUUGUAAUUGUUCAUUUAUUAUUUAACUUUAUUAAAUAUUUCAAAAUAUCUUACACAUGCAGAUAUUUUAUA